ACACACACAAAAAAAAGUGGGCCGAGCGCAAAGAUUGAGGAAGGAAGUGGGAAAAAAAAGUCUCUCUUCGUUCGGCUCGGCUCAAAUCGGCUUACCUGCAGCGAUGCAUGCCGACUUGAGCAAAAGUUAAACAAGGCUGCGCGCGCGUAAGGCAACUCGCUGAAAAACUUUUCCGUCAUGGCGUCUGUGGUGCAAAUGAACGGCGGAGCACUUUUGAAUGAAGACACGGGCGAUCGUUCGGACGACUUCUCCGGCUUCCAGCGGUGGAUCGCCCCCGUCGGUUCCGCCUCUUCUCCGCCACCGAUUUCCGCUCCGGACAGCGAUCCCGAGGCGGCCUCGCCGAGGACGUCCAUCGUCGACUGCCUGCUGGUGGAGCUGUACGACACGUACGGCGGUAGGAGGAACGUGGACAGCUGGGACAGCUCCACCGAGGCGUCCGGCCCGGACGCUUUCCAGGGGCGCUGCGACGCCGGCUCCGGAUUCCUGCAAGAGCUCCAGGAGAAACACACCAGGAGGCACCAAGUCAACUAUUUGGCCCGCAAAGAGCCCAAGGAGUUGGUCGCCAUCAUCCAGGAGGUCAAAUACCGAACGGGCGUCCAGUCGGCCAAGCUGAUCCGCCAGUUGAGGCGGCGAGACAGACUGGUGCACAAAUUACAGAAGAAUUAUGACAUCAUCACCGCUUGCCUGCAGGCCGUCUCGCAGAAACGACGAGUGGACACGAGGCUGAAAUUCACCAUUGAACCUUCAGUUGGGAAGAAUGGAUUCCAGCAGUGGUACGACGCCCUCAAAGCUGUGGCCAGACUUCCGACCGGCAUUCCCAAAGAAUGGAGGAAACGGGUGUGGCUCACGCUGGCCGACCAGUACCUUCACAGCAUCUCCAUCGACUGGGAAAAGACGCUUCGCUUCGCGUUCAACGAGCGCAGCAACCCGGACGACGACUCUCUCGGCGUACAAAUCGUCAAGGACCUGCACAGGACAGGCUGCAGUUCUUACUGCGGCCAGGAGGGAGAGCAGGACAGGGUAGUCCUGAAGCGGGUUCUGCUGGCCUACGCCCGCUGGAACAAAGCGGUGGGCUACUGCCAAGGCUUCAACGUCCUGGCCGCGCUCAUCUUGCUGGUGACGCAAGGCGACGAGAGCGACGCGCUCAAGGUCAUGAUCUACCUGAUUGACAAAGUGCUGCCCGAGAGCUACUUUGCCAACAACCUCCGCGCGCUGUCAGGUCCUCCGAGAUUCUUUGCGAUCCGGCCGAGCGUCUUUUUACAAAGACCUCCUUCGGGCUUUUCUCGGUCGCCACCGACUUUACCCCCCCCUUUCCCCUCAGUGGACAUGGCGGUGUUCCGAGACCUGCUGCGCGUCAAGCUUCCCGGACUGUCCCAACACUUGCACCGCCUCCAGAAGGCGGCCAACAAGGAGGCGGGAGGGAGCUACGAGCCGCCGCUCACCAACGUGUUCACCAUGCAGUGGUUCCUCACCAUGUUCGCCACCUGCUUGCCGGCGCCCGCCGUGCUCAAGAUUUGGGAUUCGGUUUUCUUCGAGGGCUCGGAAGUGUUGUUCCGAGUCGCUCUCGCCAUCUGGGAAAGACUAGGCGAGAGGAUUUUGUAUUGCCAGACGGCCGACGAGUUUUACAGCACCAUGGGCCGUCUCACCGGGGAGAUGCUGGAGCGCAACCUCGUCGAUCCUCCUCAACUCAUACAGGAGGUUUACGGCAUGGCGGCCUUCCCCUUCCCUCAGCUGGCCGAGCUGAGGGAGAAAUACACUUACAACAUCACGCCCUUCCCGACCUCGGUGGAGCCCGACGGAAGCGGCUGGGAGAGCGACGACGAGGCGGCCGAAGACGACGCGGUCGCGUCGGCGCUCGGCUGUUUGGGGCCGCUCGGAGGUCUGCUGGCGCCGGAAAUACAGCGAUACCAAAAGCACCUCAAAGACCAGCGCGACAUAGCGGAGCUGAGUCCGGGCGCGGUCGGGGGAGGAGCCAGGGCGGAACACGAGGCGGCCGUCAACGGCAUGAUGACGGAGCGGAUGAGCACGGACGUCCACGCGCUCAAGAAGCAGUACGCUCGCAUCAAGAGGCGGCAGCAGCGGCAGGCCGCGCAGCUCUUCAUACGCACAGACAAGUGUCCCACCACCCGGGUCUUGCCGUCCCAACUCAACCCUUCCGGCGCCGUCGUCAACCAUCUGCUCCUGGGUCGGAAACCCCGCGGUCCUCCCGGCGGCUCCCGGCCCUCCGACGGAAGCGCGUCUUCCGCGGGCUCUCCCUGGCGAGCCCGCGUGCGCGCCCAUCGGCAGAACGUGGCCCGGGCUCGAGCUCGGUUGGGCUUCGGAGAUUCGGGAGAGUUGGACGAGGAACGCGGGGAUACCCGAGUCGAUGACGGCGUCUCCUCCGAGCGCGAAGGGGUUUCGGCGGAGGCGGAAGAGGUGGAGGUGCGUCUCGGCGCCGUGGACUUGGAGGACGAAGGUUCACACCGGACUUUGGAUCGCCGACUCGUCCCUCUACCUUCUUCGAUCGCGCCAGAAGAACCGUCACAUUUGGAGGUCACCGCCGACAGGGUGACGUCCUCUUUUCCGGUUCCCCGCGCCGCUUCCUCCACCCCUGUUCAAGGCCACUACAAAACCUCGCCCUCCUCCUCCGCACCGUCGCCCUCCUCCGUCGGGUCCUCGUCUCGUUCUUACUUUCCCUCCUCCCCGUCGGAACCGUCCUUCUCACCGGCGGCCAAGACGCCAAUCUUCUCGCCCUUCCCGUGCGUCAAACUGCCCAGGAAGUCGGCGGCCGCUCGGAGCCUGGGCCUGUACGGCCCUACCUCGCGGACGCCCGCCGUGUGCUUCCCCCAGCUGAACCGCACCACCCGGAGACGCUGAGAACAUUUCGCCACCGUGUUGCCUCCUGGCUAAGAAAAGGUCAAAAGCGGGAGCUUUUCCCAGCGCGCAAUGAAGCCAUUCACUUGUUUCUAUGCCAAGAAGACCUUUUUGUCUGGAAGUCAAAUAGGAUUGCUGGCAUGGCCACAGGGAAUGUAUGUGCAAAUAAACGAUAGACUUCAGCAGAUGUUUGUGUUUAGAAUGUUCAUUUUGGGGGGUUAAACAAGCCCUAGCAAAAAGUAUGGAAUCAGCAGCACUCACUCAGACGUUUUAUUUUGCAGAACAAACUCCGACAGCUUGAAAAAUGUAUGAAUUAGUU
Messenger RNA from Corythoichthys intestinalis (scribbled pipefish), 3172 nucleotides. RefSeq names its product TBC1 domain family, member 30 (gene tbc1d30). Lineage: Eukaryota; Metazoa; Chordata; Actinopteri; Syngnathiformes; Syngnathidae. The record is from RefSeq and is a predicted model, not a curated record. The coding region runs from base 178 to 2856 and encodes 892 amino acids. The transcript is spliced from 13 exons. Gene Ontology annotation, cellular component: endoplasmic reticulum.